Messenger RNA from Lotus japonicus, 1103 nucleotides. RefSeq names its product glucose-6-phosphate 1-dehydrogenase, chloroplastic-like. Gene Ontology annotation, molecular function: glucose-6-phosphate dehydrogenase activity; NADP binding. NCBI's taxonomy places the organism in Eukaryota, Viridiplantae, Streptophyta, Magnoliopsida, Fabales, Fabaceae. Gene Ontology annotation, cellular component: chloroplast stroma. Gene Ontology annotation, biological process: pentose-phosphate shunt, oxidative branch; glucose metabolic process. Bases 295 to 777 code for a protein of 160 amino acids. The record is from RefSeq and is a predicted model, not a curated record. The transcript has 4 exons.
UUAAUAAACAACCAACUAACUCUUCCUCACGCUACCUUUCUCACCUUCUUCUUCUCCUUCUUCUUCCUCAUACUAUGUUCUUUCGUAAAUAUACCAAAUCCAAUUUCCCCCAAUUUCUAGGGUUUCGUUGAAACCCUAACUACCUCUUGCAUUCCCGCCAAAAUUACCUUCUCAUUUUGAUUUCUUUCAGGUUAUGCAGAUGAUCCAAGUGUUCCGAAGGGUAGUCUUACUCCGACAUUUGCAGCAUCAGCUCUUUUUAUUGACAAUGCUAGAUGGAAUGGGGUUCCUUUUCUCAUGAAAGCUGGCAAGGCUCUACAUACUAAACGUGCAGAAAUCAGAGUACCAUUCAGACAUGUCCCAGGUAACUUGUAUAAGCGAAAUUUUGGAGCUGAUAUGGAUAAGGCGACAAAUGAGCUUGUGCUUCGUGUACAACCUGAUGAAGCUAUAUAUUUGACGGUCAACAACAAAGUUCCGGGUCUAGGAAUGAUAUUAGACAGGAGUGACCUCAAUUUGCUUUACCGAGCAAGGUAUCCAAAGGAAAUUCCAGAUGCAUAUGAGAGGUUACUCUUAGAUGCUGUUGAAGGCGAGUGGAGGUUGUUCAUUAGCAGUGAUGAGCUAGAUGCUGCUUGGGCACUAUUCACUCCUUUGCUAAAAGAAAUUGAAGACAAGAAGAUUGCUCCAGAGCUCUAUCCCUAUGGUAGCAGAGGAACAGUUGGAGCACAUUACCUUGCCGCAAAGCACAACGUAAGAUGGGGAGAUACUGGUAAUGAUGACUGAUAAGUGGCAGAGCUAUCUUAUGAUCAUCAAUAUUCAUUGUCAGUUUCUUUUUCAUUGUGAUAUAGGAUAGUUUUGUGCUUUCCUCCCUUUGGGCUGGAAGAGAAGUUUCAUACAGAAUAAUCAGAUACAUGUUUCAUAUGGACUAAUAGCAUAGUAGCAUACUUUAUCAUGUACUAUACUUAAGCUAAUGUGUGCCUCACUUUUAGUUGGAAUAUGGGUAAUAUCAGUUCUUAUGUAUUGCUAUAAGAUGUAUGCUAACCUCUUUGAUGGCCCUAAUCCAAGUUGAGAAUCGAAUGUCAAAAAACAAAACCGUGUAAAUUUGUCAA